Messenger RNA from Camponotus floridanus (Florida carpenter ant), 1277 nucleotides. Its product is annotated as small glutamine-rich tetratricopeptide repeat-containing protein alpha. Bases 180 to 1073 code for a protein of 297 amino acids. The record is from RefSeq and is a predicted model, not a curated record. Gene Ontology annotation, molecular function: protein binding; molecular adaptor activity. Lineage: Eukaryota; Metazoa; Arthropoda; Insecta; Hymenoptera; Formicidae. The transcript is spliced from 4 exons. Gene Ontology annotation, cellular component: membrane; TRC complex. Gene Ontology annotation, biological process: post-translational protein targeting to endoplasmic reticulum membrane.
GCUCCCCCGCAUUCGUUCCCAUCAGCUGUCACGAGCGCAACGUCCACGAGGAUCGGCAGUUUAAUAUUAUUAAAUAGAAUACGUAGCGCGUUUAUGGAACGUGACAUCGCGAUUCGGAGGGAUAAUCGAGCCUUUGGAAAACUUAUUCGCGCGAAUAAAUAUUUCUUCAUUUUGCACUGAUGGCUGUCAAAGGGUUAAUUUCGGCGAUUGUGCAGUUCCUGACUGACCAAUUACAAGAUGGAGAUAUAACUGCAGAUUCCCGUGAGAGUUUAGAAGUGGCUAUCCAGUGUCUGGAAAGCGCUUACAAUGUACAAGCUUCUGAUGCACCACCAAACUUUAAUAUAUAUCAAGUUUACAAAAAUACAGUAGAGAACUCAACGUCUAACUUAGGCCCUGAAGCUACAGCAGAAUCAAAGGCCGAGGCGGAAAGAUUGAAAAACAUGGGCAAUAUACUUAUGAAACAGGAAAAGCACCAUGAAGCACUUGCCAACUAUACAAAAGCAAUCCAAUUGGAUGGUCGCAAUGCGGUAUAUUAUUGCAAUAGAGCGGCUGUUCAUAGCAAGCUUGGCAAUCAUGCCCUAGCUAUUAAAGAUUGUCACACAGCACUCUCCAUUGAUCCCUCAUAUAGCAAGGCAUAUGGUCGUUUAGGCUUAGCAUAUUCUAGUUUGGAGAGGCAUAAAGAAGCUAAGGAAAGUUACGAAAAGGCUUUAGCAAUGGAACCAGAUAAUGAGAGUUACCGAAAUAAUUUACAAUUAGCGGAAGAGAAAUUGGCUCAGUUAGGUGUUAAUCAGAAUCUGCCUAAUAUGCCUGGUAUGGAUCUGAGUGCCCUUUUAAGCAAUCCUGCUCUAAUGAAUAUGGCGCGCCAGAUGUUAUCCGACCCAGCUAUGCAGAAUAUGAUGUGCAAUCUCAUGUCUAGUAAUGUGGAGGAAGGUGGAAAUCGUAUGGAAGUACUCAUAGAAGCAGGUCAACAAUUGGCACAACAAAUGCAGAAUGCAAACCCCGAGUUAAUCGAAUCACUAAGACGGCAAAUGGGCGGCAAUCCGAACGAUCCAGAACCGCCGCAGCAAAAUUAAAAUAUAUGACUGAUUAUAUGAUAGGAUGUGAACACUGCAUGUGUACAUCAUUUCCUUUCUCAUUCGUUAUGAAAUAGUAUCAUUUUUUAAAACGUCAUAAGGUGAGAUGGCUUCAAUGACAAUUAUUCUAUCGUCAUGUUUAAGGCAAAGUUAACAUGCAUACUACAGAAUUCAUUUUAUAGAUCAGUCAUUAAUUGUGGCUGG